Messenger RNA from Spirometra erinaceieuropaei, 30653 nucleotides. The record is from the annotation of a GenBank genome assembly. NCBI's taxonomy places the organism in Eukaryota, Metazoa, Platyhelminthes, Cestoda, Diphyllobothriidea, Diphyllobothriidae.
AUGGUUGGCAAGGAGCGGAAACAGAAGUCACCGCAGCCCUUUCAAAAGGAAACUCCUGGUCAACGGACAAAACGUGAGCCACAUUGACGAUUUUACGUACUAUCAACUAACACCAGCGAAUAUGUGCACUUAUAUAUUUAUAUACAUGUAAGAUUAAAAAAACGAAAGGGAGCAUUAGUUUAAUUUCCUAACACGCUAUGUUAAAGAUGUUUGUGCGUUUAUUUUGUUCUCACAAUCAUAGACAAGGGAUGAAAUGCUAUCUAUAUACGUAGUUUGUCUAUAGCGGUUUUCCUCGCUGAGUUGCGAUUUAAUUUAUACCAAAGUGUCGCACAAUGAUGAUUAAAUGACGGCCACGUAAUUCUUUAGCAUUUCGUUAUGUUUUAAAUGUAUCCUACUUUGCUCAAAGUGGCAAGCGUGCAGUCUGAAUCGUUUUUGUUGAAUCCAAAUCUGAUAAGCAAAGGGAGAGUGGAAAUUUCACAAUUUGAUCUGGAAACCCAAUAUAAUAUCAUUUCAUCCUGCUGCGUUAGACGUAAACUUCAGAUCGAAAGCUCGUACAUUUUCCAUAUUUGUCUAAAAGUGUUCUCUUUGGACCGAAAACUAAGACAGGGACGGAAGCGAAGAACACCAAGGGAACCAUUAGACACACGUUUCAGCAAAAGUACAUUCAACAAUCCGCUCACUACAUAGAAGAGUUUUACAAAGAAGGCUGGUUCUCAAACGCAAACUACUACUUGGAGACUGAGAACACUAUUUGAAUGCUAGUCUCAAACAGAUGUUAAGAACGUUGUACACCGUCAUUUAAAGUCGAAUUACUUGUUACUGCAAAUCCUCUUAUUUGCGUUUUCUGUGCAUAGUGGGAAAUCGAUAAUUGGUAUUACAAAUACCACACCGUUUUCGGUCAUAUUAUUUGGAGUUCCCGUUGUCAAUUUCAGGUUGAAAGCCCUCGCAUUCAAAAACAGACUGAUAUGCAAAUGCUACUCGUUUUUAUUUAUCGUUAAGGGUCACAGUUAGGAAGAUAAAAGAUAAACUUUGAACUUCAAGUUACUGUGUUUUCAUCCAUGAGGCCACUUAAGGCAGUUUUGCAUAGAAAUAUCCAUAGAAUGCUGAUUUAUACCUUCAAGGAAUUGAGUUAAUAGUGUCGUAGCUGUAAGAAUUAAUAGAGUUUUAGUUGUGUAGCCUAGACCGAAUUACCUGCAAAUCAGGUGGCAAACUGAACUACUCGGUUAACGUUUACCUGUGCAGGAGUUGGGCUGUCGCUAAUGGGUAUUAAAUGUGUUCGUCGGAUGUCUUCUUACGGUAUUUCAUGCACAUAUAUACACAACAGCUUAUGAGGCGGACGAGUGCUAGCAGAAAUGUCGGAAAUGUGUCGAUUGUUGAUCAUUUUUGAAAUUUCGCCUGCUUUUGUACAUUUACUCAAGUCUGACCACGACCUGGGAACUGACGAAAGUCCGCUAAUAAAGUUCUCGCUUUUCUUGAAGAACCUAUUGUUUUGAAAUUAUAUUUAUUGAAAUAUCUGCCCUUAUAUAUAGAUAUAUAUAUCCAUAUACAGAAAGUAAGUAUCACAAUAAAAGGGGAAACCGGGAUAGCCAGCUCUGAUUGAGACCGAGUCUCAAGGAAAAAUAGGACGAGCAUGCACCGUAAUCCGCUCGACCGGUGCCCUUGCUGCGAUAUAUGUCUAUCUAAAUAUGAGAUGAAAACCUGCUCCUAGUCAUUGAUCUUACUAUGUAAUUAUGAAUAUUAUUGCCGUGUACACCUUGGCUUCAAAUUAAGAUAACAAUGUUUACUAAGUCCUUGCGUCGCAUUUGUGUGGUAUUUUCGGGAUGCGUUGAUUGGUCCGAAUACAAAUGUGUCUGAUUUCCUAAAACAGGGACAGGCGAUAUUGCGAAAAGAUGAAAAGUUUCAAAUUUCCGGUCUCGGUGCUUGUAUAUCUAAAGUUUUGUUAAGGAAGCAAUAUUUAAUCUUCCCAAGUUUGCUGUUUGUCAACGCCCUUUCACAAUAUUUUGUGGGCGAAAAUCUGUCUCUUCCUUCGUUCUACCCAGAAAAACUAAUGCAUGCACAAUGACUCGAAAAUUUUCCACUUUUCUAAAAAAGUAACCCCACUGCUCGCAUUUACACUCUGUGAAUGUUGUUUAGAUUUACGCAUUUCGAUGUAUACUUUGGUACAUUGAUUACACCAGAUGGAUUUGAGGCCAAACUGUACGCUCAUGAUAGAAUAAAUAUAUCAUUCAGCACAACGGAAUGUAUACCUAAAUCUACUGCAUUUGGCAUUUUGGCUGUAUUUUCCAGCAUCGAUCACUUUUCUAAAUCCGUGCAAAUCAUGAAAACUUAGUUAGUACGUUUAAAUUAAGCCCUUCUCCGUAAAUACAGUCAUCUGGUCCUGUUGCGUCGUUUUAAUGAAAACUCCGGAUCGUUAAUUUAGUUACCCGUCGGCCAUCAGCACAGCGACAUUUAAACACGAACUGAUAUCUACGUCGAGAGAGAGAGAGCUCAGUUGACAGUCUCCGGUCGGUGUAUAUGUGCGGCAGUGCAGUAGCCUUCGAGGCAGCGGUAGGGUGAGGGGUUCGCAACUAACUUCAGAUAACCUCUGGACCGCGUCCGACGUUGAAUGGUGGUUGAGGGGAUCUCACGGGUGGGGCAACAUACAGGACGGAGAGCGAUCAGACACAGAAAGUAGAUGAAUUUCUGUCGAAAAUGUUAUCGCACGCUAAAAUUCGGCAAAGAAGGUGAGUGAGACAAUUAAAAAAAUAAACAAAAAGCAAUUUUUAAACAGAUAAAGGACUUUGAAUAGAACGCUGCUGGUAAGUUUACACUUGGUCAGAAAGGGAAGGAAAUUUCAAACAGUGGGAGCGGUGAAUAGCAAGUGAUGUUUAGAGUCGCACUGAAUCUUAGGGCAUAUUUUUGUAGUUCCCAUCUACUUGUUGGCUCAACAUCCUAUCGCUACCGCCUUCGAUGCCAUCAAACGAAGCAAAUAAGUAAAGGAGCAGGAAUGAAAGACAGAGUAUGUAAAACAUGAAUAUACGCGGGCUGGAAGAAAUGUAGCUUUAUCUUCCAAGACCUAUGUGUGCCUAGUUCUUAACUUACGCAGAACAAAAAGACCAGACCAAAACAAAAACACCGCGCUACAAAGAGCACGCCCUUGUGUUGUUUUUUUGUUGUCAUUUUAAAUGACGGAGUUUGUUCUUUUAAGAGACCUAGUGUAUUGUGUACGUGCGGCCAACUCAAUGCCGGCGAUGCCGUUAGUUGGGCGAAUACUUUAACCGGAAUAUAUAACCAUUAACGAUAAGAGCAAUUUAAAAUUAAAUGUUUGACUUUAGGGAGUCCUAUUGCGUUUAACCCUCUGAAAGUGAUAAACCCCGAAAUUUAACCACCGGAUCAAAAUCCAUCAGUCCUUUUAACACCAUCUUACUAAGAUGGAAGCUCACUGGCACGCUACUCAUUUGGAACCAACGGUGUUUACGUCACCCAUUUUAAAAGGUACGAGCAGAUACACUUUAAAUUAAUCAUUGAGAUUCGUUAUUCUUGCAAAGAGGAAGAAAGCGCUUUAUGGGGAUUUUUACAUUUACUUAGGACUAAAAUCUAGGCAGUUAGGUGACUCUGAUUAUCCAUGUUUUAAACCCCCUCCCCUUCCAUCUCCUUCAGACAAAGAGGAGAUAAAUAAUGAUGAAGGUAUGAAUCGCUGGCUGCACGAACAAGCGGGAUCCUUGUUGAUCUCUAAUCAACGCAGUCCGGGGCAACACCGUAACUGCUGCGCAGCUGGUCAUGGUCAAAACGAUAACCUCUACGACAAUCACGACCGAAAUUCCGAGGAGGACUUUCCAAGCCCGAAACGCGCGGUUAAUGCAAACAGGUGGGCAAACUAAAAUCUUCAGCAUACACUGUGUGUUCGGUGCCCAUAUCCCAAAGAUUCAGUAAGCCACUAGACACGGCAACCUUAGAUUACAAAUUUAGAAAUAAAUGUGGGUAUGUUUUUUUCCCUGAAAUAAACAAUCACGCAAAUGUAAAAUACCGCUAACCCCAACAGGCCUAAGUACAGAAAGGACCGAAAAAUAGCCUUCUUUUCACGAAGUGUAUUCAUACAAAGCUUUAUGAGAAAUAAUUAGGUAUAAAACAAUACAAAUGACAGCUGAUUGCACAUCUAAGCAACUCGUUACGAUAAAAGGACAGAAACAAUCAGCAAAGUUUGGGUGAUUUAAUGCCAUUGCACAUCUCAUUUAUGAAAUCGUGUUAUAGAGAAGGGGGCUUGUAAGUAUGGAUUUCUAGAAAUUUGAUUAGCACAUUUAAAGGCACACUGGACUGCUGCGGAAAUCCUGAUCAUUUUGCGCUGGAACGGACUUAGAAGAGAGCUCUACCCAAAAUAUACGCAAAACAGAUGGUCAAUUCUUACUACAUCAUCUUACUGUUAUAUGAGGGAUGAUGGCCAUACAUCAUAACCGAAGUGAAGUUGAUUUGCGGAGCUGACUUUGAUAGUUUGUUUAAAAAUUCCACCGAUGCCCUUCUUACGCAGGGUGUUGUAUAAAUAGUAGGUGUCGAGCCGAUGAUAAAGACUUGCGUUCACAGGAGUUUCUAAAUAACUGGAAUUAAGUAUACUGAGAAGUACGCUGGAUUUCCAUUAAGAAGGGCUCCACAGCAUCGAUAUGAGUUUCUCCACCCUCUCUUAUACAGCACUGAUCAGUUCGAUAGCUCUAACAGACUGAUUGUGCCGUUGGAUCCGGUGGCCGAAGUGACGCGCAUUUCCAUCUUACGAUAGUUCGACCGUCAUUGCCGAAGAUGUUCACAGUGUGCUCUACAGCUAAGUGAGAGCAGGCACGAAGACGUUCGCGCAAAUUAGUUUAAAGUAAAUGUAAACUUGCACAGCCCCCAUCGCACUCUCUCCUCCUCCCCCACCUGGACCCGGUGUCAAGACACAGUGAAGAAGACCGGAGACGGGGGAGCGCGGUCGAACCCUUACAUUGGUGCUCCACUCCAUGCCCCCUUGUUCCAGGAUUUUGACCAGCAACAGCAACAAUGGGGAGCACCGCAGGGGUCCCAAUGUGCGCAACGUACGCCGGCAACUGGGUCCGCAGUCGCACCCCGAGAUGUUGACAUUUGUUAUGGGGUGCAAUCCGAUAACUCAUAAUAGGAUCCAAUAUGGCUUCCGUGUUGGUUCAGCGCAUUUACCCGUUUGGGGGGACGCAACGUGCGUCACACGCAUUUAUAACAAUAUCUACAGACUUUGCAAACAAAGGGACUCAGCGGAGGUGGAGCUCGUCUGUGUGGCCCACUGCACUUCCACCAGGAUGAAGCGACUUCUCCAAUCAGGUCUUGCAGAAGUCGGUAAUAGACUGAGUUAUUUUCUUCGUUCGGGGAUUUUAGUCGUAGUCAACGCAUCUGGUAUUCACUGAAACCCAUUACUUAGCAGGCCCCAUAGCUUCCAAUUUGAAAAGGAAGUUCCGCGAAAGCCGUCUUAAGUAAAUCUUUGGCGGGAUUUCAAACACUUAGAGUGAGUUUAUAUGUAGAAAUAUGUUAUAAAACUGGCAUGACCACUCUGUUGCUCUUAAACAGAUUGAAAAAAACAUCAAUAGGGAGGCGUGUUCUAAGAUAUCAAGACAUCAUGCGAGGUUAUCAACAACUAACUGUCCAACGUCAAAGCACUUGCCAGUUAAUUAACAUCGGCUUUCGGAAACCGCAGGGUUCGCACGCAUUUUUUCGUGUGCACGAUCUAGAUCGCCACUGCCUCAAACCCACUAAAGCUAUAACCCGACAGCUCGAUCGUCGCGAGCGACGAUAACAGGGAGAGGACAGGGAUGAUGACUUGCUGUGAACUAGUUUCUAGUGGUAGGAGACUUACGCAGCAUCUACCCCACUCCCUCUUCCUCUCCUACCUGGACGUGGUGUUAAAACAGGGUCAAGAAGACCAGAGGUGGGAGAGGACGCAGGUGGCUGGCACGGAGAUUACCCGCACAUAGGCGUACCGCCACACGUGCUGGUCCACAACAUUUGCUGACCAGGAUUUUACAUAACAAGAAAAAAGUGGGGAGUGGCACGGCUUAGCUUGCACUUGGACGUAGAAUUCAACCCCAAUGUUGGCUGCGCAUUUCCGAUAACGGCUACUGGAUUCCGAUCUAGCUCCCGUAUGGAAGUCGUACUCGACGAAGUACACCCCUGCCCCUCGUGACAAUUACGGCCGUGAAUUGUGCCGGAGAGAUAGGGGCGCUGCAUUCACACCGUUCUUACAAUCCUCGACCUUGGAAAUAAGACAGAUAAAGGCAGAAUUUUGAGUUCCAGGUGUAUGCAUAAGUACAAAAGAACAGGGUUCGAGCACCGGAACAUUUUGUUUAUUGUCCUGAACUUUCGAACUCGAGUAGGAGCCCAUCGUCAAAAACAGGUGCAAAAACAGAACAACCGACAGUUAUAGGGCGUGUUAAUUAAUCAUUGAUCGAUGGCGCAAGACUGGAGGCACCUGCGCACGGUUCUGUACGCCGGCGUCAGAUCGAUAAAUCGCUCGAGCGAGUCCUCAACUGAGGCCAAAACCUCAACCAUUCAUCGGCCUGUUUUGUUUCCGCGUGGGCGAUUAUCUUGGCGGCUGUGAGAUUAAAUGCAUGGCCAAUUUCGUAGGUGUGGGCGGCCACUCGUAAUAAUGCGUUACCUAGUCGCCCAACCAGCUUAUGUUUGUGUAUGUGUGGAGGAGUGGGACGACUUGGAUCUAAGUUGGCGCGGCUUGAGCCUCCACUUGGACGUAGCACCCAACCCCAAUAUUGGCACUUUUUGUGGCUGCGCAUUUCCGAUAACGGCUAACGGAUUCCGAUCUAACUCCCGUAUGGGUCCAGCGCACCUAUCGCAUGGCCCAUCUUAGGGACCGGACGGUUGUAACCCAGAUGCUAAGUAAGGAUAUAAGUGGACGGAUCUGGUUCAAAAAUACAGAAAACCGACUCGCAAGCUGACCUUUCAAGCAGCUACCGUAAAUUUUCUAGACAUUUCACAUUCUGCCGACACCCUUUCAAUUUCCUUGUAGCAGUCGCCUCUAGAAAUGCCUUAUACAUGCUUGUUUAGGGCAUUUAAAACAUGUGAGGCCCCUUCUGACUUUGAUUAAACCACUUCCUUUUAAACCUUCCUAGGGAAAUUUCUGCCUCUACCUCGAUCCAGAGCAGAAGCAGUGCCGUCUCGUCGGCUGGCGCUUUGCUUCUAGGACGUCAUGUUCUGGCGCCACGCAGAGAUGAAGACGGACGUCUCUACCUUGCAGUCGUCAAAACGCAGGUUGGUCCGCUGUCAUCAUGCAUCCAGUACCAGCUUUCAUGCGGGAACAAAGUCGUGAAGCCGGCUUUGAAUGGUCAUUAGCUCAAGUGCCUUUAUUGGGAGCCUACAUAGCCACUGGCGAAAAAUUCGGACACAGUGUCUCGUCUAAAAUAGUCGUACUAAUCCUCUGAGAAAGUAGAUGUUCAUGCAGAUCAUAGUUUAAAAAAGUGCGUCUAUAACCGGACUGCUUAGUCUACGCGCAAACAUUGCUUAUCAAGACAGCUAAAUUGGCGGAUUUGAAAUUCAUUUUCUUAAAGUCUCGGACUCGCGUCAGAUUCUUGCAUUAUUUUUCAGCUGCUUUGGAGGACUUUCUAAAAGUCCACAUAUCUAGAGCUCCACGUAUUUCCCCUAUUAUGAAAAAUGGUGUCGAAAAGGAUCUAUAAUGACGAGUUAUUGUAGAAACCAGAUCACAACGCCAGUCUUUUGCUUUGGGUUAAAUAGACUAGUCGCUCUCCCAAAUGAGCAAGGAUGAUGAGGCGUCGAAUAGCUUACGCGCAAUGUAAAGGUGCUGACAGCCUCUGCAGGAAAUACAUAAAUUGAAGGCCCUCGCGAAAUGCUCGAAGGCCAAUUAUAAGUUACGGUCUGGCGCCAGAAUCUUAAUCUGCGUUCCAAAGAGUCAGCUCAUGAGUGGGAACUGAGAAUAUGUCAUGGGAUAGCACUAAUUUUAAAUCUUGUACAAGUAGGUGGUAUAUGAGAGACGAGAUCACCUCAGAAAGUCAGAAAAAGCGAAGUGCAUUUUUUUAAAAUAUAUCUCCACUCACUUAGCGCAACUAGGUCAGGAGGAAGUCAGAAAUGAAUGUUUAAAAGUAUUCCUGACAGGACAGUGACUUGUUUGCCGUCAUUACCUAGCAGCAGCUUUAAACGGCCGUGUCGGCUACGAAAGGAAAUAUUUAAGUACCUAAAAAGCCACUUAAUAAGUCGCCCUAAUAGUAAAAAACACCAUGAUAAUGUUUUUGAAUAAGGCAAAGGCGACAAAAAAUUCAAUAUUUACUGACGUCAUAAAUUUCGAGUCCUCCCAUUCAGCGGCGUACGGUCAUUGCAUAGUUAUAUGACAAGGCAAACUGUUCAAUCAACGAUCGACCUAGAAAGAUAAAACUUGAUAGGUAACCUGAAAUGUGGGUCUAGUAUGAGGGUGCAUAUGGCAAGGGGGGGAGGGGGAGACAAGUCAGUGAGAACUUGUCCGGCGUGAUUUAGAGUGCAACGCGCGGGCGGCAUCCAGUCAUGCCGAGGAGGGGGUGGGGGCGAAACGAGAGGGCGCAUAUGGGAACCGGGUUUCGUCCAUAAUCGAUCCUUACCAUGGUAGUGCCAGGUUUAUCACUUGGUCCGACUGCUUACAGAGUUCUGGUUUCCUCCUCCGUAUUGCAGCGGCCUCUGCAAAGCGCAAGAGACGCCCGGUCGUCGCCCGAAACAGGAUCUUGAAUGCAACCAUUGGGUCCACCGUAUGGCCCGUGUCUACUAGGUGCUUUGUGAUUGAGCUCUUGGGUACCUUAUUUUCCGCCUUAUGCAGCCACUUCGGCAGGUGUUCAGUUGGCCGAGCUGUCAACUGCCUUUGCGUGCGUCCAAUGUACUUGCAUCCGCAACUACAUGUAAACUUAUAAAUACAAUUUGAUGUGGCGUGCAUAGGCAAAGUGUCUUUAGCUGGUCUAACUGGGAUGGUCAUUGUGGUGCUUAUGAACAACAAUUUAGAGGCGCAUACGUCCUUUCGAUUGUGCACCGGAGUCGUCGUUUGAUUACGUUCGACACGUUAUCACCCUUGAAGGGGAGGCGGAUGGUCACUGACUUUUUUGGUACAGAUAUUUCUUCAGGAUUUUCUUGUCUGGGAUGGUGAUAUUUAUCGAUGAAUUUCUCCGCAUACCCGUUUGCAAGACAAACGUUCUUCAAGAAAGUAAACUCGUCAUCGAUCUUAUCUGAGAAGCAGAUACUGCCGGAGUCGGAACUAGAGCCGCGGGUCCUUCUGCUUACAGAAGAGUUGCGGAUCUCGACAGUAAAUAAUCCAGCGAAUAAUUUCAGAAAUUACUCAGUGCAGGACAUGGAGCUAAGUCUCCGGCACAUGACUUUUUGGGGUAAGAGCCGAAAUUUCAAUGAACUUUCGAGUCGAAGGCAAUAAACUACUGUGAAAUAACCACGAAAUGCCCAUUCUACAAAUAAGCUGUACUACAAGUAGUAUGAAAUCCAUAUGUCAAAGUUAAAGUAAGUGGGCUAACUCAUGAAAUCUCAACAGAAAUUCUGAAAUGCGUUUCCAUUUCGAAAAAAUUAAUUUAGUGGGGUUGUAAAAACAAUCAUCGUGCAACAUAAUUCUAUAAUAAUUUAGUUACUCCAGAACUCCGGCUUCCGAGAAAACGUCUUUCCAGCUGCAUCGAAAAACCAUUUUCUGUAAAAAAUGACUACUUAUGUCGCAUGAAUUUUUCUCAUUGAUUAUCGAUCCUCCUAAAUGUCCAAUUAUAUUUCAUGGAAAGCAUGCAUAAAAUAUUCAUUCCCUCGCUCAUUCGGUAGAAAAUUACGUCUUCUUCCAAUUGUGUACUCGAAGGAAGGGUAUUAUUCAGUUUUCAAAAACUGUUCCAAUUCCCGGAUAAUUUUGAACCCGACCUGCCGUUACACUAGCAUUCAGGGUUUCCAAACUACAAGCCGUCUUUUUUCUGCUGUAUUAAGAGGUGACCAUAUGGGGUUCAUAAAAUUGAGCAGUGGAGCUAAACCACAUUGUUACCUUUACAAGCAACAUUGGUAAAUGCAGAGACAUGACGUUUUAUGGACGGCCAUUUCACGACAUUAAAAAAUCCCACAAUCACAAACUUUUUAAAACCGAAUUAUGCCCUUCCUUCAAAUAUAAAAUUGAAAGAAGACGUAAUUUUCCACUGAAUGAGCAAAAGAAUGAAAAUUUUAUACAUGCUUUCCAUGAAAGGGCAUCGAAAACCAAUGAGAAAAAUGCAUGCUACAUGAGUAGUCAUUUUUUACAGAGUAUGGUUUUUCGAUGCAGCCAGAAAGACGUUUUCUCGAAAGCCGGAGUCCUGGGGUAACUAAAUUAUUAUAGAAUUAUGCUGCACGAUGAUUUUUUUACAACCCUACUUUAUUAAUCUUUUCGAAACGAAAACGCAUUUCAGAAUUUCUGUUGAGAUUACAUGAGUUAGUCCACUUGCCAUAAGCCCAGGCACGUGUUUCGAUGAUAUUCUGCCGCUGCACGACACAGCCGCGAGGGGUUCGGAUCCUCAGCGGGUCCUCCAGCGUCCUUUAUGCGGUUUCUGGUAUAUGAACUCCAGAGGAACACGUGUCUGGGCUUAUAACUAGUGCCUUUGUCGGGGGUACGACAUAAUACCUUUGUCAUAAGUAGAUAAUCCGCCAGUAGUCUUUUCAGUUUCUCUUGCUUGACCAAUAGCUCUUCUUAUUUUUCGACUGUUCGCUGGAAUACGAUCAUCUCAAAGCGUAAAACAAGGCAUUAUACAUGUCUUAUCCCGCCCAUCACAACCUACUGGCGAACCUCGCCUCUGUGUAAGCAGUUUUCGCCGCCUGGGCAUAGUCAGUAAUGAGGUGAGAUUAUUUUCUGAACGAUGUGGAAAACCAAACUUGCUCGGAACUUCCAUUCAAAUGUUCUUCUGCAAGCUGACAAUUCAGUGAACAUUCAAAAACUUUGAAAAGAUUUUAAAUUUUAAAUCUGCAACCUUUCUCAUUUCCAGCUUACGUUAUGCUGAGGACGCAGAGUUGUCGCCAUGUGUUUGGGAUUAAAGGACUUAUCUGUGAAACAGGCGAACGAUUCGUAGGGGACGGAAAUGUUGGUCCCCCUCGCUACAGAUGGUUUUGCGUUGAAUUCUAUCGAGGUCGGAGUCACGGUUGAAGCUAGGACACAGGUGUAGGUACAACCCCUGCAAUCUAUCGCAAGGUCAACUGCGGUAUGGGGAUCCUUAUUCUCGUGUCAAAUCGAUAAAUCUUUAAAGGUUGAGAAGCGUUACUUACAAAGACGGGCGAGACUGGAAGGGCCAUUUCUGGCCUAAUUGUCGUCAUCUGCCAGCUAUACUUUAAUCCCUGUCCUACGUUUGGGAUUCAAAACCAAAUUAGCCUGUAAUCAAGCACUUUCAAGUCAAACUCUCUUCCGUUUUAGUUAUGUGCUCUCUUCCUCUUGGUUGUGAGCUUGAAUACCCAAAAGCACAUGUGAUUGGCACUGACUGCUUUACUCUGAUUAGAGAUUGGAAGUGCUACCUCCUGUUCGACCUUCAAGGCAGUAGUUUAAAGUCCUCUCAGACACAAGGCCGCAUAAUUGUUAAUAGUGGAAGGUUUAUUCGCGAUGUGCAUGUCACAGAACCCAGCAAACAUUAGACAUGUAUUCGUCAGGUGGUCUGCUGAAAGCAAACGAGUGCAGCAAAACGAUCUAAGACGAAAUAUCACAUCGCUUUGAAAGCAAGUUUUCGAUAAAACAGAUUUUUCCAAUAAACGAAUAUAUAAAAGACCUAUUUCUAGGUCUUUCGUACAAGCAGCCUGUUGCUGACAUAUAAUUGUCUUAUGACAUUAAAAAUAUAUGAACAGCAUACGAGUUUGGUUCAGUCCUAUUGACAUUACCGUGGGAUCGGGAAAUAGGUAUGGCUCGUUGGAACAGAUUCAUUGUACUGUUGGCACUUCGGGGAUAGUGGAAGGUUAUCCGUGUUCAACAAAGUUAAAUGCAUGAAAUCGACCAGACAUUCGAAAGAAUUGCUGCGCUAUUAGGACUAAAACACGUUUACUUCGUACUCUUUCGCUGGGCAUGAGAAAAUUCCUGCGUUGCUUCUCAUUAUUCCAAAAAGCUGGGACUGUUAAAAAGGAAAUAGUCUAUCUGUCCAUGAUCCAUCAGCACAACAAGUAAUUUGAAGUUUUAGUUUAUCUUGUAAGGAAAAUGCCUUGACGAUAAGGAGCCGCCCAAUCCCCACGGGACUUCGGCAACACAAUAAAUUAGUUCCAGCAAUCCCGUCCUCCUAAAACAUUUAUCCUGAAGCUCUCGAUUUUGCCAUCUUAAUCUCCAUGAGUGGUAGAAACGAUGUUUGUUUGGCCUAAUUGAGUGUAGAUUUUUUUAAUGUCUGCUAUUGCGCUUCGGCGUUUACUGUGACAGUCGAUUUGAAAAACCGGUGUGAUUUUAAAAUGGAGACACGAUUUUUCUGCUCCGGCGAACUAAAAAUAUCAGUGACCUACACACUGCUGCGUACUCGCGGCCUUAAUAAACGACAGGAUUUUAUUUUGAAAAACGUUCGUCGGUAGCUGGUGAGAGUUCCUUUUAGGUGAGUUAUGCCGCGUCAAAAGAGCAGUACAGGCGCGGAGAAGACGAUGCCGUAUUUGGAAAAAAAUUUAUUUGCCAUGUUCCAGAUUUCGUGCCAUUUUCUUGACUGCUUUCUGGGACACCGCCUUGUCGCUUCUAUCGGAAGAGCAGUCCGACCUGAAGCGGGACGAACCAUUUAAAAAAAUCGAUAAAGCACCUGGUGAUAGGUCUUUUUGUUGUCGUACCUGGAAAUGAUGUGCAAUUAAGUUAAUAUACUAAUCAACGAUAAACUCCAAGUUCACAUAGCGGUAGCGGCCACCGGCUGCCCAGCGGGAAUUAGUUCUGCUUUAACUAAGAGUCCCGGUCUAGAGGCAUUCUAAGUGAUCGUGCACUGACGAACAAUCAACAAUGAAUAAGCGUUAUUAGAAAAACGGCGUAAGUCCAGAGUAUCCAAAGGUCCAAAGCGGGCUUCAAGACUGGAUAACUCCCAAGUAAGGAGAUGGGAAUGGCGUUUUGCGCUAAACCAGGAGUUAGUCGCUAAAAAGUAUUUUCUUUUGAGACUGGCAGCUAGUUACUGCAGCGUGCGUUUGGAGUGUCGCAUAUCCUGGUAACCGUUAUCCUUCUAACCUAUAUAAACUUGCUGACUUUCAUGCGCAACUCCUUUUGCGCAUGAAUAACCCGACUUUACUUCAUAUGUUGUCAUGGUAACAACUCAGGCCUUGUUUAAAAGAUGAAUUGCCAUUUCUGAGUGCGAUUGUUUGAGGAGAAACAAAUGUCAUAGCAAGUUAUUCCGAUACAUUUGUUUAAAAUGUUUUUCUGCGACACCGGUGCACUGUGGAGUAAGAGAGGGAUAGAAAAGCUUCACUCGGGCUUCCUUCCUACUUGGUCCACCCAGACAUUCCGAAAUAUUUCCAUCUGCCAUUAAGAUAUGGAGAUUUUAACAAGCGAAACUGAAAAGGCGUCAAAUAAAACAUUUGGAGGACAAAGUUCCUGCCUUAAAUCAUACUGACAUAUCCAGUACUAUAAACAGAAACGAAAAAGCGAGCUCCUUACCCAUGUUAGGAAUUGCGAAAGUUGGCGAAAAAUGGAAAUAGGAUGGCCAGUGUACCCAUCGAAGUGCCGAUCAACUCGGCUGCAUUGAAUGAAUGCCAGAAUGUCCAAAACACCAGCGUAACCCAGUUAAAAGUUAAUUAAAAUAGACAUUUUUGUCCUAUCACACAAAAUAAAAAAGCCCUAAACAAAUUAUGACAUAAAACUGCUUUCAGCUAUACUGUUUACAAGGUUUGUUUGCAAAAAAGAAUCCUAUGUCUUGAAAAACUGAUUUGGAAGGACAUGAAGGAACGAAAUAGACAGUGCGUAGGCAAUAUAGGAGUCUUUAUUUGGAAUGGUUUUGGAAAAAUUUGCGUUUCGGCGAGGUGACAUUAUGUUGCGCCCAGGAACUUAUGAGGAAUCCGUGUGAAAUUGUCCUAUUUAGUGGUAGUAUGGAAAGACUAUAAAUUGCCCUGCACAAAUACAUUUAGACGUGUGUUUAAAGUCGAUUUCCCAGUAAGACCUUUUGAAAAGACAAUGGUUUGCACUUCAGAUGUUAGCCCCUUUGACGGCAAUUUUCUAAAAAACACUGCCCGGCAGAUAAUAGAAACGAAAGAGCGAGUUCGAGAAAAAUCGUCGCGAAGGAAAAAAAUCGAACGCUGGAAAAUAAAUUAAUCAGCCUGAACUUUCGGAUUCUCACUCGAAUCCAUCUUCAGAGACAGUCAGGAAAUGGUGGUGGAUUGCCCAUGUGUUGCUGUAUUUAUGGGCUGUAGUCGCUAGGCCGCUACAUACUUAUCAUAAAUGGCAACUCCCAAGUGCAUCAUGGCUCGAUUGGCCAGGCGUUGAAGUAUGCAGUUUCCAUGCGGUUGUUAUGCGCCUAUGUGCCGGUCAAGAUAACCAGUUCCCAUGCUCGUCGCACGCAAGUGAGUUGCUGACUUCCGGAUUUCCUCAUCCGUGUCGACUCCUGGGGCAGUUUGACUCUCAGAAAUUGACACCAGAGCCUCUGGUUAUCUGCACGCUCUCUUCGCUGCUAACUGUUUUGCGUAAGCAAACUUCGGACACGAACGGCCGAGCACGCAGCAGCAAUGAGGAGGAACGACCUCAACUCCAAGUCGCGGCCCAUUCAACGGGAUCCAAUCACACAUUUAUGUUCGACGAAGCAGGACUUCUUGCUAAAGAUGAAAACUGCGUGAUUCGCGAACUACUCGAGUCAAGGUUGUCCGGUCCUCACAACAAGAGCAAUGACCUCCCCUCUCCAUAUUCGGCGCUGAGACUUUGCUCACGCAAAACAGUUAGCCUCGAGGAGAGCGUACAGAUAACCUCUGUCUCUGGUGCCAAUGUCUGCGAGCCAAAUUGUCCAGGAAUCCACACUGAUGGCGAAAUCCGGCAGCCAACAACUUGACUGAAUGCGACGAGCAGGGAACGUGGUCAAUCCAUUACCCUUUCCUGAUCCUUUCUCUGAUGAUGGAUUCGAGUAAGAAUCCAAAAUGUGAGGUUAUUAAGGCUUUUGUUCCAGCCAUCUUGCCGCAUUCUUCACAGCUAAGAAGUUUCUCUGUGAAUUGUUUCCACGUUAAGAUACCGCCAAUGAAAUAAGAACUCCCUAGCGACUCAGAAAGUCUCGUUUAACACAAAUCUCAGCCUUACAGUUACGAUGGUAAUAGAGCCCACCCAACUUGGUAUUUGCAACUGCGGAACAAACCUAAUAAGCCGUAGAUAAAUGUCACUGUGGAUCAUUUUCUGCAAGUGUAAUUAAGCCGAUUAGGCACAGGACUAUGGAGUCCUUCAUUGUACAGGGUUGCCUUGCCCUAAAUUCUAGAAUUAGGACUAUGUGCCGUCUACCUUGGCUUCUUUGCAAGACGGAGACGAUUCGCUGGACGAAUUAAAAAUAGGACCCUGUUUAACUUCCGAGGAACUUACUGCGCGAAUUCGGAGUAAAUCCUUCGGGACAGACCUUUUCAGGCAUGAUUCCAAAUUUAAUAUGCAUAUAUGAGUUGAAAUCCAUCAGCUACUGUGGAAUAACCGCGUAAUAUUCACAAACCGCCAACAGGCAGCUAGUAGGAUAGAAUUUUGUAGUUAUUUACCGUCCUGUUGUCAGUACGGUAAAUAAUUUCAUAAUUCCAUAACCAGAGUCUCAAAAUUUCAUUUAGAUUCAUCCUGAAAGUCGAGGGUAGUAACAUUCGUAUUCCGUUGUCUAUCUUUCCCAUCUAACACACCCACUUUCAACUGUGUUAUCGUAGACGCUCUGGAGGAGACACUUACACUUUUAAAUAGAGUAAACUGGGGCAUCUUUCGUGAGGGAGUUGGCUGCUGGGGAUUAGGAAAAAGAAAAGUGCGAUCUGAACUUGCAGCAAUUAAGCGGGGAGAGUUUUCACUUGGAUCGCUACAAUCAUCAGGCCAAAACCCAUAUUGGAAGGAAGGACAGAAGGCGCCAGAAUGAGGGGUUUAUUGUAUACGGAACCCCGAAGUGUCCUCUGAGGUGACAGUGGCCACUGGCGAAGCCAGGACUAGUGUUGGCUGCAUCCAGUGAUGUCUGAGAGUUCCUGGGACAGUGGUGGCAGCCGCUUUUGUUGACUCUCAAGUGGUCUCCAAUCGGUGUGUGUUGCACUGGCAACGGUAUAGGGAAGGACCCACCUUAACUGUUAUUAGCCAGUGGAUCGUGUCAUAUAGGGCUUAUCUUGGGAUAUAUUUGCAGGCUGUAGCAGAAAUUACGCUGCCAACAACGAUUUCUUCCCAGGACCUCAAACCUUAACUAAAAAUCGGUUAUUUUGUGGAAUUUACUUUUCGUUUAUUGUUUACUUACAACUCCCAUUUCCGUUGUCCUACAAUAGUGCAGAAUAAGACUUUCAGCAUAAAUCCAAGCAUUUUCUGUUUUUUAUUUGAUUUUGUCAGCGUACUGUCUAGCGUGCUGCCCCACACAUCAGACUUCCUUUACCAUAAAUCACAUACUGCAUGAUCCACCGUCUACUAACAGUUAAUUGGGGUCCUUCUCUGUACCGUUGUCGUUGCAUUUGCCGAGGGGUGGUGUCUCAGUGUCUUAGGUUGUGAUUUCAGGGGGAGAGUUACGAUAAAAUAGCCGCGUGUGCAGGUGUGACCGUGUGGACUCAGGUAUGUCCGAGACGACGUCCGUCGAGUGGCUUCAGGUCAGUACGUCUACAACGGCUCAUUGUAGUGGGGGAAUGACCUUGAGACACUGACGUCAGACUGGCCAUGAUGGUUGCCCGCAACAAACUUGUUUCCGAACAAAACACUUUCAGGCAGUUUUCCUGCGUUACCAUAUUCUACCCCAGCGGGUGUUCUGGCGUCUAUGAAAGGCUUGAAAAGGUUUGCGCCUCUGAGAGUUUUAAGCGACACUAACAGUUUGACUGAGGGUAAUCGCUUAAGCUGGCGUGCACAAACGCACUGAUUCUUGAUGUGCCCACUUUAGUUAACUUUCCAGUCCAGUCCCAUUCGUGACCUCGGCUUCUUGGAUCAAACUCUCAAAUGGAAAAGAGACUGGGCCGCGAAGUUUAAUGGUUUUUUUUCAAUAGACUCCUCGCAAUUGGGGCGUGGCUCGACUGCAGGCAUCUCGUUGCUGUGGUUACCAACACGCGGACAGGUCGACGCCAAAAGUGCUGGACGGGCGGCCUUUAAGGUCCCCGCCGUCAACCUCAAGGAAUUGCUGGACGCUAUGGAGAUCGGAAGUGCUAAGAGUACAAUAGGUGGCAUUUUGUUUCCACAUUGGUUUACGCAUAGACAAAGGACAUUUCCUUGAAAUUUAUCAAAAAGGGGAAAAUGUUAAAGGCCACAACGGGCGGAAGAGCUUGUAGGCAGGGCUGCCUGGAGACUCUGGAAAUUGGACUUACGAUUAAAAUUUUCAAAUUUAUGACAAAAAUUUUAUAACAUACCACUGGAACUUAAAAAGCUUGUGCGGCCUAAACAGACUCAGUCUGGGAAGCAGACAUUUUCGUUUUUUCGAGGAUUACUGUUUUCGGAUGAGCAGCUUUAUACGGCUUGUUUUUUGCUAAGCAAGUGGUUAAGUCAUAUAAUCACCAAGUUAGUGCUUAUUAAUAUUAGGUCAAUGUUUUUCAGAAACCGAUGGAAAACAGCUCUCAUAUUCAUGGCAGUCUUCGAACUGAACAUUUAAAGGCCUAUUCUGGGGACGAUACUCCAAGCUCACACAAUAAUUCCUGACGGGAUUAAAAACCUUACAAUUUAGUGAACUUUAAGUUACGUGUGCAUUCUGCGAGUCUUUUGAUGAGCUUAUUUUUGGGGCGACAUUUGGAACCUUUUAAAACCGAAUACCUUUCCUUCAAACAUAAAAUUUGGAGAAGACGUAAUUUUCUACCUAAUGAGUAAAAGGACUAAUUUUUGUGCUUGUUUUUAUGAAGUAUAUUUGAAUUUAUAAGAAAAUCGAAAAUCGAGGAGAAAAAAUCAUGUUAUUUAAGUAGUCAUUUUACAGAGUGCAGUUUUCACAGGCGACCAGAAAGAAGUUUAUUUAAAAGCCGGCAUCCUGAAGGUUCUGAAUUAUUAUGGGGUUAUGUUGCAUGCGGAUUUUACAACCCUUCUUAAGUAUCCUUUCCGAUUCGAAAACACAUUGCACAAUUUUGGUCAAAAUUUCCUGAGUUAGCACAUCUACUGUAAGUUCUAGUAUUUAAGCCCCUUAGUAAAGUUCACCUUUUGAUCAUCAGUUGGAGAAAAUCCCGAAAAUAUGAGGAUGUUUGACAAGAACUCACUGCAACGCAAACACUUUUUACAGUCAUCUAGUGUCAUCUACGGCAAACGUUAGAUUUUAUUCGGGAAAAACGGCGACAGACUAGUGGUUUGCUGAUAUUACUAAACUCCCUAGACCUCCUAGAGCUGAAUUAUUAUAGUGGUGGUCAGCAAUUUGAAGUGUGGACUCAAUAAAGGUUUGUGACUUUCGAGAGUUUAAUUCUUGGAGGUGUCUUAAAGUGCAGAUUUUUGAAAUUGAUUUUGUGGGCAGUAUGUGGGGGGUGUGACUUUUUUGUGUACGUUUCUGCUCGAGGGUCCCGUGGCAAAUUUAAGUACCGCUGGAGGAACACGCGCAGUUCAGGGUGACAACAAUUACUCAGUUAACCUUGAGAGCUUAUGGUAACAGAGUAAGAGAUAUCGAUCGUUAGCAAAUAAAGAUACCAUUUGUGUUCACGUACUAGGUUCAGAACGACGAUGAGCCAAAGCUCAUUCACGUAAAUGUUAAAUGCGUGAAUGUCUUAAAAAGUAUUCGGAUCGAGGGGAUGGAGCGAGUGAGCUGAGUGCGGUCAACAAUUCCUACUUACCGAAUCACAACAAAAUGGCGAAAAAUAUUGUUAUGCCUGUUUUCUUGAGUUCAAAGCUCUUUUAUGACCUAUAAGUCGGUUUGUUACAAGACAUUGUGGGGCAGAGAUGGCAAACAAAAACUGUUGUGUUUCGUAGAGCUAUUCUAUGGAAACCUCAGGGGUCGAUGAAUAUCCGGUAAAAAAGCCGUCAGUCAUUUUUAAGAUAAACUUCCAACGACAGGAUCGGUAAAUGGAGAAAGACAAAGGAUAGAAUCGGUCUUUCAUCUGCUAGGGGCUGCUUCGACUGCGUUACUCACCCGUUAUUCUUGUUGCCUUAUACACGAGAUGCUCCCGUCACACAGUUCGGGAAAACGAUUAGAUCGUGUGAGACUAAAACCCCACCGCGUAUACCUACUUAUUUUAGCUAAGUAGCACCAACUUUAUGUAUACACUAUUUUUCUUCCUACCAGACUCGUUAAUCACAUAUUUUCCCCAGAAUCCUCUUCAGGUAAAUGAUAAACCCGAAAAGGUGGAAAAUCAACAAGUCAUUGGACAGAAUGUCCACUACGGCUGCAUUGUAAUACCGUUGAAGACCUGCGAAUUAGCUGCCUGACAUCUGUUUAGUGUUCAUGUGGAGGCAAUCAUUCGUUGUAUGAAUUUACUAAGAUCCAACCCCGUUCCCAGGGCAGACAGUGGGUGAGCUGAAAUGGAUGACUGAAGCCAGUUAGGCGGCGGUUGCACGAUCAGGUUUUUUGGGUUUAAAGAAUAAAUCAGCAGAACCAAGGUGUGAAAGCUUUUAGGCCUGGGUGGUCCCUUCCAACUCGGUCAUUUUCAUUUAAACUGAAGGCAGGAUCGCGAAGUUGAUCGGUUAUAAUACUCAGCGUGGAGGGUUAGAGAUAAGUUCCGAAAUUCUUGCAGCGAGUACGCUGCCGUUUUCCUGAGUUUUAACUGGUAGAAUUGUUUGGUAUGCUUGAGAAUUGUUGGCAUUGUAUUUGAAGACCAUGCAUUUCGUUUAGGGACCUCUUGAAAUGAGCCAAAAUGCGGUUGUUUCUUAAUACAAACGCUUAAAAAGUUUCCGCUUUAAAUUAUUUGCUAAUUCUAGAGGCCGGGCAAGCGCUUUGGAGUGGUAUUUUGCCUUCCAUUCGCCGAACAUACGGACAGCCUCGAUUACUGUCAUCAGGAAGUCGGACUGGAGGAUCUGCUCUCGUACUCUGACCUCUUUCGACAUUCUCUGCGUCCUGGCGACAACGCCUUGACCCCGGCUAUUCUUCUUCACCCCCAUCGAAUGGCCGGCCAGACUACAGCCUUGGAGCCCCCGUUUGCGGGAGAACCCUACGUUCUGACGCGAGUAGAAAGUGGCUACGAGCAGAGGUUUCGUAAGUGACAUCAAGGUUUUGCCAACUUUGUUAGUUGUCCGCGUGUUUACUGCAAUUUUCAAUUUUCAAACUGACUCAGGAGGCUUUCAUACCACGGGUCUCACCGGUCGCAAAUAAACGUUUGGCUAAUCGAUGCCUACUUGUGUUCAAUCCCUAUAUACAGUAGGUGGGCUAAUACAUGUAAUGUCAACCAAAAUUCCAAAAUGCCUUUUCGUUUCGAAAAGAUCAAUUGAGUAGAGUUGUAAAACUAGUUAGCCUGCAACAUAAUUCUAUAAUAAAUAAGUUACCGCAGGAUGCCGGCUUUCAAACAAACUUCUUUACUGCUGCGAGCAGGAACUACACUCUGUAAAAAAUGACUACUUAAGGAGCAUGCAUUUCUGUCAUUGCCCGACAUCGUCUACUAACUACACGCACCUGCCUUUUAGUGAAAUAACUUUUUUUUAAAAAACCGCUUAUCGGGAACUCAAGGAAUUCUGCGUUAAACGAGGAUGCUUAGAGAUUGUUUCACUAAAAUAUUGUCUAUUUUGCCACGAAGCAUGCUUUCUAUUCCACAGAAGUUCGUCAUAUUUCUUGCGUUAUCUGCCUUUUAAAAUGCAUCUUUCCAGCGUCCCCAAAAGUUUCGUUCUUAACCAGAUUUCACUUUGCAAGGCGGCGGAGGGAUGCUCACUCACUAUGCUUAACUCUCCGCUGAUGUUAUCCGCUGGUAGCCUGCUUAAGUCCAAACUGCAAAUUAGAGCAACAGACACGACUUCGUCCUUAACUUAAUCAUGCUCGGCAAUAUCAACAUGAGAGUAUCUUGGAAUCUUUACGAUCUUCCUUCUGAUUAGCAGAGAAUUUAAAAGCUACGAACGGAUCUGUACAUUUACGUCGGUCGAACUGAGUACAGGGUCUCAUCCGAGAUUCCGGUUUUUGCUAUUGGAUCCUAGCAGUGUGCUAUGCUGAUAUCCACAUUUUGUGGGACAAAUAAUUUUGUAUUCGAGAAAUAUGCAAAGACUAUGUUCCACCCGAGCCCCACAUAUACGAAGACAUCGAGAAGGGAUUAGGUCAACUUCGAUUUUCCUUUCAGUUUUUUUAUUUCUUGCGGAUAUUUGCUGAUUUCGGAUAAUUCUACUUCUCGUAUUUUUUCUUAACCCCCACUCCAUCUUGCAUUGUCAUUUCUCAAGACCCAUUUAACUUCACCAACGACAGGUAUUAUGCCAGCUAUGUUUCAAAUGCUAUAUGUGGCCGAACACUUUGCGUCACAGAGGAUUAAUUGACCUUCAUAAACGUGGUCUCAUUUACUGCAUCGUUUUUUAGCGGAACCUGCGCCAGACGACAGAUGCUCCUCUCUUCUUGUGCAGGUCCUCACCGGAGGUCACAGUCGGGAGCGUCCGCGCUGCUGCGAGAUUCCAGUCGGUUGUGCCCUCUGGAUCCCGCCGAAUAGGGCAGCAGCCCUGCGGGCAGAGGGAAGUCACUUCUACGGCAGCCCUAAGUUCCGGGAUAUCUCGCCUUACUAUGAGGGAAAGGAGGCCCUAUGCGUUCAUGGCUCCCCAAAACGAAACCCUCUGCUGUCGAGAGAAAAAUGUCAGUCGGCAGCAGCAAUGCCUGGCAGCGAUGGCGACGACAGCAGUCAGCCGGGCAGUGAUCGUGAGGCGGAGGCCGGUUUUGAAUCGCACACAAUGCUCAAGUCCAAAAAGCGUUCGUUGAAGAGCGCAAACCCCCUCAACAAGUCCAUGGACUGCGCCAUCUUUAGGUCGGAGUCCAUGUCGGCAGUCAAUCGAAGAGGAAAGUCGCCGAGACGUCGACGGCAUUUAGCAGGUUGCGAUGAAAACAAAGUUACUCUUUCUUGAGCAUGAAAACUAUUAGUCUUGAAACAAAUUAUGAUAUUACGGCUAUUUACACGAAUUCUAAAUUACUGAAUCAGAAAACCAUCAAGAAAAGUUCAUUACAUGACUAAACUUUAUGGUUGAUCAACUCUGUGAGGUCAGAAAUAUUUGACAACACCAAAAUAAUGAACGCUCAGAUGUUUUUCGUAGGAGAGAAUCUGGCUCCCAAAAUGCCAUUUCUAUGUUUAAAUAGGAUAGACAGGAACAAAAUAUUCAAUUUAUCGUAGUGCGGAUGGCAAAAGCUGCUCCCAAACGUAUGACUUACCAUUCUCCCAUUACACUGACUUUGGCUGUUGACACUUUUGGGGGAGUUGGCGGAAACUCUAACUUGCACUUUCAAAAUCAUGCUUAUUCACUCAAAAAUCUGUUCGAUUACCCCGGAGGAUACAUUCUUCCAUGAAAAAGGAAGAGGGUCUUCAGAAAAAGUCGAGUUGUGUUCAUGAAUGUUUAAGUUGGUGACACCAACCCGUCGUCAGACGAAAUGAAGAUAAAAGGUAAAGUAAGACGGCCAGACUAGACUAGUUGACGCGACAGGACAGACAUUAACAGGCGGACCAGAGAAGAGUGAUUGACCGCUCUAAAUUUGGUCUCAUUUUGUAUAUCCUGUGACUGUCUCAUUUUCUGUUUUAUCUUCAUUUCAUAUGAUGACAGGUUGGUGUAACCAACUUUAAAAUUCACGAGUAGAACUCGACUUUUUCCGAAGGAUAUCUUUCUUUUUCAUCACAUCGUCUCCGAAUGCACACCACAACUGCCCUAUAAUAUGCUUUUAUGAAUGAAAUACUAACCGCUGGGGAGUGGACAAUUAUAUUUUUGACCUUUUUUUACUCAGUCCCUCAUCUUUGACAGUAUUUCCCAAAAUUACUGACAAUCUGUCACUCUAUGACGGCCUGUGGGCUCUGUUGGGGGUUCGGAUAUUGGAAAACGGACCUGUCCUUGUGAGGUAACCAUCUCAGUCAUCUGGUAUUACAAAGUGAAUUAACCUAUUUGGUAAAUGGUCAAAAGACUCAAAAUUUUGAAGAAAAAUCUUUUAUCUGGGAUUUGCUGGAACUUCUACUUCCAAGGUUCCAAACGCGGAAAGUAAAAAGGUAGGCUUUAGGAGAGAUAAUUACAGAUUUCCGAUUUAUCUUCGAAGAAAUUGGCGUCCUUUCAGACCAGGAAGGACUGCUAUUCACCUUUUAGUUAACGACAGAGAGAUCACUCGGGACAAUCGCUACGAGACGAAACUUCCGAUCUGAUUACGAAAAUCAGUAGUUAAAUCAAGAUUUCUUUCCAUUUGAUGCAUCAACCGUCCGUGUUGGUCGAAAGAUGUCAGGCGAACUAAUUCGACUUGACAGUUCAUUCUGCAGGAUAAAAGUAGUUCUGCGUCACAAAGUUGGGGAUAAAGGAUCGAAAUCUUGGGUGGGUUCAACAAGAGAACACCAUGUUGGCGCCUUCGGGGGAUAACUGAGGAGAAUAGUCGGCAGGUUCCGAAGAGUAACUGUGUCUCUCUCGUUCUUGUUCCAGAGUUGUCCUGAAUCUAAAGUUUAAACGAUGUGGAGGGUGAGUCAUUUUUCUUACUCUUGAAAAAAUAUAGAAUUUGUUGGUGGCAUUAAACCAGCACGAGUGUUUCUAAGCUACCGUUGCGGUCUUGUUCAGAGACCAAGGCAUGCUGAGCUGGUAAUUCAAACACCUUCCCAGAGAAAACUGCGCAAUUAGAUCGUAAUCGUUAACAUCCUUGCAAAACACGAAACUGCACUCCAGUUGGACUGUUUCGUAACCACCCCAUCCUGUGAAUUCCCCUAGUCUACCUACUAAAUACCUUUUAAGUAAGAGUGUAAAAGUAGUGUUAUUGAUUCAUCGUUCGGCCCUGAUCCCUGCCACUAAAUCGCUGAUCUGGAGUCUAGAAGCAUCAUGCAAUUCCCACUUCUUACUGAUCUCCUAUAGUGUUUACUCUUGUCACGAUAAUUAAAUGCCAUGCAUUUGUGCUCACGAGGAGAUCGGUCUUAUCCUCGCAUCCCCUUCCCAUGCAAACGGUGAAUUGUCUGAGCAUUCGUGCCGAUUACUAAUGAGGUUAGAGGCAAUUCUUGACGCUGGGCAUGAACGGUUCCGUCGGUAUUUGACGCAGGACCAUAUAGGCUCUGUUUAUGACUCAUUCGAACUUGGAUCAGCUCCAUAGACACAUGCCAUGAGCCAAAGUUGGUCCCUUUUGGUUCAGGACUUCGACUGGGAUAGCAACAAGCCAGUCCAUUCAUUUUCCGUAUCGAAAUCAACGCGCCGGACACACCUGCCCGAAGAUCCAGGCGUGAGACACCGGCCAUAUCAUUGUGAUCCGACGACUCCGUUAAUACUACUGUUGGAGAUCCCUGGUAUGAAGAACAAUAGGGUCACACAGUGUACCCUAACCUGUUUUCAAGUAGCAGAACAAGGAGUUGCACAAUCCAUCCCUUUUAGAAGCACUAGCCGGUAGUCGGAAAUUUGAUUCCUUUCAAGAGUUACUCAAUAAAAGGAGUCUGUAGGCAAAAAUUACUAGGAGACUACAGAAACCACUGAUAUCUGAACUCGUUUUCUUAUUCCCAGGAAUAAAGAAGCAUUGCCGCUUCUCAAUUUCCUUAGAACUUAACUGCCAACUUGGAGUAGAUCAGUAUAUUUAAGGUCUAGGGCUCAGAACCAAGUUUUUAGGUAUGAAUAUUUGGCCCGAAGUCCAUCAGGCUUGCCGGCUUAUGCAAACAACGGAUCUCACGUCAUAAAUAAAUGAAGGAACCAAUUACAAUACAUGACUGCUAUCUUAACUCGGCAAGAUUUCAAAGCUCAGUUUCCACUUUCGUUUCCCGCAGGAUGUGGUGGUAGCGUCAAUGAGUUGGAAAAUGCCUCCGACGUCUCAUCCGUGCAUGAGAAGCGUUCCCAGAGUUCCAGUCGGGUCUCCAGCAGCCGAGAGAAGAGCAAAAAGCCGCCUUGGAAAUACUGGGGUCGGCGACAGAUUCCUGACAUCCUUGAUCCGCCAGUCUUCGAGCCUUACCAGCCCAUGAUGACUUUCGGUCCCACGAGCCUAGUCAACAAGGACGGUAAGUGGUUCUUCUCUGAAGACCCAAAAACUUGAAUCGCUGACGGCUGUCUUAUCAGUGAACGUAGUAGAUGUCGUGUGAGCUUAAACGCUCUUCCACUGGAACAGGUGACGAAUCUUAGAGAAGCGGUAAGUAGAAUUGGGAUAACGCUUGCCCACCAAUCAGCUCCAACCAAUGGAAGUUUAUCACAGAAGCCUAAGCCGAGAGUGAGACUGUGGCCAUCACAACCUUCAGGCCGGUCCCGAAUGGAAAGAGGCGGUGGACGCCAGUUUGAAGGAUUUUAUGGCAAGAUACUCGUGGUCGUACCUGUAAGGGGUUGAGGUUAGGGGUUAGAGGUUGGGGUUAGGGGUUAAUGUCAGGGGUUGGCGUUAGGGGCUAGGGUAAGAGGUAAGGGUUGAGAGUUAGGGGCUGGGGUUGGGGUUAGGCUGCGGCAUGUCAACUGCAAGGAAAUGGGAUCCAAACGAUUGUAUAUUCUGUGCAGAGUAACUGAAAAGUGGUUGGAGAGAGUUAACAGCCGAAAGAUGGCACGUCCGGCGCCCGGAGGGUGGCGUCCCACGUGUCCGUCAGGGAAUGCCUCAAGGUGUCUUAAGCCAGGACCCGUCUGACUCGGCCUUAAAUUUGAUUGGCUAAUUGGAGAGCCGAGUGGGCGGACAUCAGGCAGCCACUCAGGAGCGGCCCAGCGUUGAAACGGGCGCUCGGGGUAGGACCACUAAAAGUUCACCUGACUUCUUCGGUAGAAUUUUACUCAGAUAAGAAGUGUCUCAAUGUGAAGAAACUUCUCUUAGCUAGACAAUGUGCGCUUAGGUCCAGGCAGAUUGUUUUUGAGGAAGUGGGCGGGACAGGGCAAUUGAAGCAGCAAAAUACAGAAGCUGAGAUGGUUUGACAACAUGACACCUUGACAACGCGCCUACUUUCGCACUACAGACUGGCAAACACAAAAAGUGGAAAAACAGUCCUGGCCCAACAAACACUUCACUCGGAGAGUGGUCCAUCAUCUUUCAGUAGUAUUCUUAAUUUCGAUAUUUCACCGGCUCCGGUCUGCGUCUUGCUUUGCAGCGUCCGGUGAAUGGCCCUCAGCCCACUUUGUGAAGGUCAACCACAACCCGGAACUGCAGAGUGCGCAGAAUGAUUCCUCGCGAGUAUAUGCAGCCCUUCAGCAGAUCCAGUCCCUUCCAAGCAAGCUAACUGAUGGAGGGUAAGCGGAGGCCUUUUGACCCAUCAUUUGUCCAGAUUUCACUUUUGAAGCAACUUGUUAAGAAUGCACUGAAGCUUAUUGGUCGAAGUCAUUUUACCAACUUUCUAUGGUACAGGACUGAUUCGCGUGGAACACAGACACCAAAGUAAAAUUGGCAAACAUGUUUUCGGUAAUUCAGCACUAAGUCGCUAUGAAUAUGUGAGUCGUCGGCAGCGUUUAUAAGCAUCAGAAAAGGUUAAUUACAGUCCUCCUUCCCACGCCGUUCGCACGAAGAAGCCGGCGUACUGUGGUCAUUGGGGCUGGGGUAAGAGUGAGCGACGUUUGAAUUAUAGUGGACGGGCGUUCACCGAUAAGGUUGCGGAACGUCCCAUUGAGUCUUUGGGUUGGAGCUAGAACUCUCGCAUGCAUUCAUUUAGCGACUAGUAGUAUAAGUAUAUCUGUAUGUAAGGCUGUGUUCCCAAAACGAGUCACACGGUAGAUGUGCAAGACCAACACGGGGGCCAUAUCGGAUUCUGGCAGAGGCUAUCGGAAUGUGCACCAAAACGAAUGUCGACAUUUCGGCAAGGGGGUGCGGUGGCAGACCCAGUUGCCGUCAGAGGUCGCGCACAUUGGAACCCCCGCCUCCCAUUUUUGUCGUUGGUUAAAAUCCUGGUCAUUUGCUGUUUGGAGCAGGAGUUAUGAAGUAGAGCGCCAAGGUGCGGCCUAACCGUGCCAUUCACCUGCGCCCUCUCCCUACUCGGGUCUUCUUGACUCUGUCUUGGCAUCAGACGUAGAUGGGGGAGAAUGAGAGUUCGGUAGAUACAGCGCAAGUCCACUAUCACCAUAAACCAAUUCACGCGCAAAUCACCGUGCCUGCUUCGCUGCCGCGGAGCACACGGUGGGUGUCGUCGGCACUGACGGUCAAACUGUCGUAUGUUACGCAUGCGGAGUUUGCGUUGCUGUCAUUAGGCGGGUUGAAGCCGCGUGUGAUCUCCGCCUGGAGCUGAUGUGGGACACGGAAGACAGCGCACUUGCACCGACGUCCUCUGAAAACCAAGCACUGUAUUCGUUAGCCAAAUAACCACUACCUAGGCCGUUGCUAGCAUCCGUUGGCAUAGGCCUCUAGACUAGUCUGCUAGUACCCGAAACCACAUUUGCCAAAAUGACUUUUAAGCGUAACCUGAAAUAUUUGCAGAAUACUUAAGGUACCUCAAAUGUGAUAGAGGGCUUCCCUUCGACUACCCAUCUCUUCAACCACCUCAGUGAAGUCGUGUUUGGACAAAAAUACUACUAAUUUUUAUCCUCUUGGUUUUUUGAUGAGUCAAAAGAUCUACUCGCACAAGUUAGAAUGAAGAAGUAGAGGUUAUGAGUUACAGAGGAAAAACGGCUUCAGUUGCGGAAUUUUCAGAAAAUAGAAUGAAACCGAAAUAGGCACCUGCUUCAGACGAAAAUAUUUGGGAAAUAACUAUAAAACAUUUUCGCAUCUUUCCCGGAACAUAAGUGCUGAGUUAGACAUGUGUUGAGUGGUCGAGUAAUAAACAGUAGUUGAUUGGUACCUUCACCGAGCGUGGUUCCCACAGAUGGAUGGAAGUUGCUUAGCCAAAGGCCAGCACAUCAUCACGUAAAAGUAUCCUCUGGUUAUGUCUCGUGGUAGCCAGUGCUGAAACCCCGUUGGGAUCAAUUUUCCGGUAACGGUUAAGUAUAUGCGCGGGGUAAGGAAAAACAAUGGAGAACUGCCCACGAUAUUUUUAAAAGUUAACGUUGUUCGGUAGAGUUUUUUGUCGGCCUUUCGUGGUCAGGAUGACGUUCGCUGACCUGCAGUACCCGAAGAAUCGAAUUUGCUGGAAUGUCUACAUUGGCUCAUUGUUCUGCACCCCCCACACGUUAGUCCUUAGCAAGAUGAAAGCAUAUUUUUAGAGAGUCCUGCAUGGGGAGCAGUCAGACAGCGUGCAUACGUCUGUGAGCAAAACAGGCGUGUUAAAACGCUGGCGAAUUCGCCAAACAACAGUUAGCAGUUUCUUACCCCGCGCACAUACUUAAUCCUUGCCACCUUACGUCUAGAAACAUUGAGCGAUUUAGGUCACCGUUGCAGGAGUUUUGGGAUCCAUUGUAAACACGUGAAACCACUCUUUACUGGGUCUUCCACAGCGAACAACUUGGCUAAUUAGUAACACUUGAUGACAGUUAUCAAUUCCACCAGUGAAAAUGCUAGAAUUUGAACACCACUAACAGGACAGACAAAGCGCAAAUCCACACCCCUCAACUAACACCCGAGAACUCUACUCACAGCCAGGACUAGUCAUCACAGUGGCAACAAUACUGUGCCCAUUAAAUACCAUUCUUCUUUCCGCAACCCUCUGCAUUAGCGGUCUUCUGUGUGUCGUUACUCAUAGCCGAAGCUGGAAAUUAAACCAGGCAGCUGCUACGACUAGGCACCUUGGUGCUAACGCAUAACUCAAGACCACAGUUAGAAGGAGGUCCGCUUCUGCCAUACCUGGUUCCUCGUUUUCAUAACUUCUGGCGGGGUCUCCAGAACUCUAGGAUUCUCAGAAAACCAAUUUAUUUAAUUACUGUGCACAUAGCACGCAGUGACUAGAGAUGCCUUAGAAUAUCCUAUUGCUAGGACAAAAUGUGCGCUCAAGACGGAUAGUUAUCGAAUUACUCAUCGUGUAUACCAUCGACGGAAGCCGCAGAUGCCUGAGCUACGGAACCAGAAUAAAUCCUGCGUGGUUGCCUCUGAAAUGGAGAAAAUUUUUGGUUUCCUUAAAUGUCAGAAAAGAAGUUUACUUCCUUUUGAGCCGGCCUCCAGGCGCAUACAAUUGGGAGAGCACUGAAUCGGCAUCUAGUCCAGAUCGUUGGCUAGACACAAAAAGAAAAACAGACCUAUUGUCGUGAAUUAAUAAAAAGUUAGUAGGUCAUUCAACUGGAAGAUUUCCAGAAAGUCAGCAAUUGAAGAGGUCUGCAACCAGGUUACUUUCCAGAAAUUUCGCACCUUAAAAUACCUUUUGCAAUAAAUGGAAAAUGAAGAUGACGAACACUGCUAGUAAAACAAGUGGUCGCCUGCGGAGUAGCUUCGAGUUUCUACGUACGGUCGGAUGGGGAUGAUAGACCUGGGUCAGGGCGUCUCAAUGAUCACCCGCCGAUUUGUUCUAAAUGACACAAGAUCUAAGAAGUGAUUUCGCGCUGUGGCACGGACGCUGAGAGGACGUAACGCAAACCAAGGGACAGAGAAAGGCGGCAAUAGUGCGCAUGCAAGCGGACUUUUAGAUCGUUUUUGGUUACUAAAAGACGGAGUUUCCACCUAAGCGAACUCCUCACGUCAACUUUUAAAAGGUAAAGCUUCCUCGGGCAAAAUGAUAGGACUGGGACGCGUGGAGCGUACAGUUUAGUUACCUUGGACGUGAUGGCUGGCUGUCUUUCGGUUACCCACCUCACAUAAAUGACUACCACCGAAUAGUCAUUUUUAGUUUCGAACAUAUGAAACAUUACCUUUCGUGCGAUCUAGUUUCUGCAAAUACGUAAUUUAUAAAUGGAACGAGCAAAUCAUUGGCAGUUUCAGCAGAACAUUAGUGCAUUCAUUGUCGUAGAACGCAACCCAAAAGUAGGCAAAGAUAGCGAAGAUGGACGCGAUAUAAAGGCAAAGGCAUGUACUUCCGAUGACGGUAGAAAGUUAUCAGUGGGAACUACAUUGAGAUGAAAAGCGUUUACGACAGAAAGGUCUCGCUAGUCUGCGACUGGAAUAUUUAAAUGAUAAUUCAGGACGGAGAAGUUGAGAGUUCGAAGGUGAAAAGUUGAGAAAUAGAACUGGAUCAGAAGAUGAAGUGGAGAGCAUACGUAGCUAUCAAUAAAUUCUCGUAGGGCCAGUACAAUUAUAUGGGAAGGGGUAGAAGUAAAAACACGUCAGUGAUAACAUAAAUCACCGAGACGGAUUCAUUGUGACGUUGACGUUUUUUGUGAGCCUGGUCGACUCAUUGUUGUCGAAACAUGAAAUAUACAAAAUUGAACGAAACAUUUAAAUGAUUUAUCCAGCUGGUCGGGCUUGAGCUGUGCUACGGACACUGAGAAUGAACCCUAAAAAUCUUGCAUAGACAAACUAGUUGAUCUGAUUUUCCAUCCAGGGGAAAUGAGCUAUUGGGAGCUGCGGAAGCCAGAAAGCCCGACAGCAACAUUAUUUCCACGACACUAAUUGUGUGUAUAUUUGUGUGCCUUUGAACACAGUGACAUUAUCCGCAGCGAGUCGUGCGGGAACAUGGAGAAAGGAAACGACCUGGAGGGCCUCAAUCCCCUCGAGGGCUCAUUAGAGGGCAAUGAGGACGGACUGACGGGGAUACCACUUCGAGAUCUCUAUCGCCAAAGGAUGAUCAAGAAUCUAAAGGAGACAAAGGCGAACAGGCGAAAGAAAUCGGGCACCAAAUCAGUCAAGAGCCAAUAA